CCAAAAUCUUAUCUCUAUAUAUAUAUGGUUUUCCAUAAGCUUCUCUAGCUGCUGCUGCAUCUUCACAUUUCAUAUAUACCAAAGUUGAAUCUAAAUCUGAGAAAAUGAAGAACAAUAAUUCUAAGAGAAGUGGUGUAAGAAAAUACCACAAAUCCGAACAGCCGCGCCUUCGAUGGACACCGGAACUUCAUCAAUACUUUGUUCAAACUGUUGAAAGUCUUGGUGGAAAAGAUAAGGCUAGUCCUAAACACAUUUUGAAUAUGAUGCAAGUGAAGGGGUUGAGAAUCUCCCAUAUUAAAAGUCAUCUCCAGAUGUACAGGAACGUGAAGGGACAAACUAUUCUUGCACCAACAUUGGAAGAAAAUGCAAAAUUCAAUCAUCUUCCAAUGUGCUCCAGUUGUUCACCCCAAAGAUCGAGGAAUAUCAAUCAAGAACUUCAACCUUUACACAACAAAAGACUUUCACAAGCAAGUGAAACUGAUCAUUAUUAUGAUCUAAAUCAGGAGCCUGAGUCAAGUGCAUGCUUUCUUAGUGACAUAUCAAAUGAAGAAAACGAUUGUAGAACUACCAAAUAUCUAAAUCUCCCAUUCCCUUUCAGUUCUCUGAUAAUUCCGAUGGUGCAUAGUGAUCAAGGCAUAACACAUUUUUCUUCACCAAAUGAGACAAAUAAUCAUGAUGUAGAUUCUAGUUCUAUAAAAUCUCAUGGGAGAGAUUAUAUAAACUUGGACCUAUCAAUUUGAAUAUAUAUAAAUAUAUAAGAUGUAGCCUUUUACAUGUAUUAAUACAUAUCAUUAUACUCUUAUUAGAUAAUGUUAUAUUAUAUUAAGGGUAGUUUAGUCUUUUUCAUGUUUAGUAUUAAUUCCUUUCUGUUUGUCUUGUAUUGUACGUUAAGACUUUGCAAUCUAUUGGAAAUCUAGCCUCUUUUGUUCUUU
This is a messenger RNA of Medicago truncatula (barrel medic), 932 nucleotides long. RefSeq names its product putative Myb family transcription factor At1g14600. The record is from RefSeq and is a predicted model, not a curated record. Gene Ontology annotation, molecular function: DNA binding; DNA-binding transcription factor activity. The coding region runs from base 105 to 740 and encodes 211 amino acids. The transcript has 5 exons. Lineage: Eukaryota; Viridiplantae; Streptophyta; Magnoliopsida; Fabales; Fabaceae.